AUGACCGUUGAAUUAGAAUACGAUUAUGAUGCGGCAACGGCAAAUAUGGAUACAUUCUCACAAAAUGACAUAGAUUUUUUGCAACAGUGGGCUCAAAAAUUGGACAAAUCGAAAUACGUGCCAAAGGACUUAACGAAUAAACAACUUUUAUUAUUUUAUAGUGCUUGUUAUGGAGAUAUAGACAAAACAAAGACUUGCAUUGAAAAAUAUUAUCGGUUCAGGAGGAGUUCACCUGAAUUUUUUGAUGAUCGUUAUUUAUAUUCUGAAGAAUUGAAGAUCAGUACUAAAGUUAUACCUUGCGAUAGCUCUAACUCUGAGGACGAAAGUGAUAUAGAGAACGAAAAUGAAAAUGGUUUCGUCAUCAAAGCUGAUCCCCGUGGGGUCAUUCCCAAGCUGGUAUAUAAAGAAUUGAUAACUAAAGUCCGGAAAAAAGUAAAAUUUCUCAAAGGUUCGCCUACUCGCAUGGAUAUACUAAAUUCUUACCUGGAGUCCAAAUCUAAAGACACGACACUGAUCGAUUGCAAGACUCGUUGGAGCACCCUUGCUGAUAUGAUAGCAAGAGUUCUAGAAUUCAAAGACGCAAUUCAAAAGAUAUUAAUUGAUCCCAAAGAGAAGACUCAAAAGAGCGAAAAUCAAACUUACUAA
This is a messenger RNA of Parnassius mnemosyne (clouded apollo), 645 nucleotides long. The record is from the annotation of a GenBank genome assembly. NCBI's taxonomy places the organism in Eukaryota, Metazoa, Arthropoda, Insecta, Lepidoptera, Papilionidae.